Aaosphaeria arxii CBS 175.79 is the source of this 760-nucleotide messenger RNA. RefSeq lists its product as uncharacterized. The record is from RefSeq and is a predicted model, not a curated record. Lineage: Eukaryota; Fungi; Ascomycota; Dothideomycetes; Pleosporales. The coding region runs from base 139 to 381 and encodes 80 amino acids. The transcript has a single exon.
UAUUAGAUCCAUAGUAGGCCCAUCCUACACAUACACACGUAUGACAACGUCCUAGGAUCCAGUUUGCUGCUUGCCUCAUGUCGCCUGACACUAGUGGACAUUCCCGAAAGGUAACAAACUAACGGGCUCAGGUUAGGGAUGCGCGAAGCUCGAAAGUUUCGGGUGCCAGUCUCUACAGUUCAUCCGCUUCUCGCAAUGAGUGAUUCUCAAGCGCACCAUCUUGUUACAUACACUGCGAUAUUCAACGUGCUCUACGAGCUCAUGGCAGGGCGACGACUGAGGGCUGAUCGCAUCGGCUGGAGAUCUAGACCUGUUAACCGAUCCCUGCAGCGCCACCUUUCUAGACGACCGAUGGCUGUUUCGCGAGUGCGAAGUGCCUAACGGGCGUAACUGCAAACUCUGCCUCGGAAAGAAUUUGGCAGCUGGCGUCUUUCAAUGACACUUGAAGGCAGUAUUGUUUCCAUAGUCAAAAGAUUCGAUAUGUUCGUCGUAUCAUGUCACCAAGACUACUCCCCCCACAAUGAUCACCGGAGGGUGGAUCCGCAAGACACAAUCCCGUAAAGGUUAUCGAUAGACCAACCCAAGGGUCAAACAUUGGUCUACGAAAGAAUCGAACUACGAGUAGGUGCAUACGUAUCAUUGAACAGACUUGAGAGGAAAUCAUCGGGAACCUCAUUCGUCUACGGUGAUUAAUCAAUGGAUAUAGUCUAUGCUGUGGUCGUUGUUGUUUUUGUGGUACAAUCCCGAAGGUGGGAGGAGG